Drosophila teissieri is the source of this 1687-nucleotide messenger RNA. Its product is annotated as putative inositol monophosphatase 3. The transcript has 2 exons. Bases 351 to 1418 code for a protein of 355 amino acids. The record is from RefSeq and is a predicted model, not a curated record. Gene Ontology annotation, molecular function: 3'-nucleotidase activity. Lineage: Eukaryota; Metazoa; Arthropoda; Insecta; Diptera; Drosophilidae. Gene Ontology annotation, biological process: phosphatidylinositol phosphate biosynthetic process. Gene Ontology annotation, cellular component: endomembrane system.
ACUCUAGUUUGUUAUUGUUUGGUUUUGUUUGGGGCUGUUUUUGGGGGAAAAACGCGCAACGUGGACGUUGAAUAGAAUAGAUCGGCACCGAGCAUAGCUCACCUGUGCUCCCCCCUUCUCCACAAAAGAGCAGAAAGAAACACCUGUGCCCCCUGCCCCCGCCGUCCUCACCCACCGACGCGCCAUCAAGUGUUUUUCGUUUCAGUUCUUGCGAGGGUUUUUUCAAGAUAGCAUCUGGUUGAUCUCAAUGUGGUGAUCUGGCAAACACGACAGCACACUGAUACACGCAUAUAUAGAAUAUAUAGAAUACUAGUAUAACGUAGAUAAAAUAUAUAGAAAUUUGGCGAUCCAUGAGCGAGGCCAAGAUGAACGGACGCUCCAUUCGCAUCAACCGGCUGCCGGCCACCAUUGUGGCCAUCCUGCUGACCAUUGUCCUGGUCUACUUCCUCAAUUUUCACCAGGAAGAGCGACCGGCAAUCUACGGCAUGCUAAGAAGUGAGAAUCCCAGCCGCGUCAAUCUCCGCAAGAUGCUCAUUGCCGCCAUACAGGCCGCCCAGCGUGGCGGGCUCGAGGUUCUGGACGUGGCCCGGAGUCGCCAGCUGAAGGAGCGCAGCAAGGGCAAGACGGACGAGGGCGUCAAUGAUCCGUUCACGGAUGCCGACGGCAGGUCGCAUUGUGUGAUGAAACAGGGCCUCCAGCGAAUCUUUCCCCGCGUACAAAUCUUCUCCGAGGAGGACAAGGAGCACUGCAAACAGGCGCACGGCUAUGAUCUGGAUCCAACGGUCCUCCACGAAACCGCACAGAUUCCGGAUGUGACCGUCAAUGCGCAGGAUGUCACUGUUUGGGUUGAUCCGCUGGAUGCCACCAAGGAGUUCACCGAGGAGCUGUACGAGUACGUGACCACCAUGGUGUGCGUGGCGGUGGCCGGCAGGCCCAUCAUCGGCGUGAUCCACAGCCCCUUCAAUGGGCAAACAGCGUGGGCGUGGGUGGGCAACUCGAUGUCCGAGUACCUGUCCAAUCUGCAUCCGCAGCAUUCGCCAAACAAUCCGGCGCCCAUCAUCACAGUGUCGCGAUCCCAUACGGCGGGAGCCAAGGAUCUGGCGAGGGGCAUCUUUGGCGAGAAUGUCAGCCUGCUGACGGCGGCGGGUGCUGGCUACAAGGUGCUCCAGGUGGUGGCCAACAAUGCCACUGCCUAUCUGCACACGUCCAAGAUCAAGAAGUGGGACAUUUGUGCCGGCGAUGCCAUUCUGCACGCGUUGGGCGGCACAAUGACCACGCUGAACGACCAGUUGAUUAACUACGGACCAGAGGAAUCGCCAGUCAAUUCGGAGGGCCUGCUGGCCACCUUGGAGCAGCACGACGAGUACAUGGACAAGCUGUCCAAAUAUCGCGAGGCGCACAAUGGCAAGCUGGCGUAGAGGUUGGCCAGCUCUUAGAACCCUAGCUCCCCUAGAUUCUACCCCCUCCAGAGGAAACCACCAUUCCCCCUCACCGAUCGUUUAGGCAGCAUUCAAAAAUAGCUCUAAGUUUUAAAGAAGGAAACCUGUUUUUCGUAAUCUCAGUGUUUGUGCGUGUGCUUCUUUUUUUUUGCAUAAUUACGUUGGUUGUGCGGCGGCGCGACGGGGUCAUGAACCCGGACCAAACCAAACCGCCCAGUUGGCUCUAAAUAAACUUAUUUUAAAUUGAA